Molecule: messenger RNA, 3623 nt
Organism: Sphaeramia orbicularis (orbiculate cardinalfish)
Lineage: Eukaryota; Metazoa; Chordata; Actinopteri; Kurtiformes; Apogonidae
Product: cation-transporting ATPase 13A2-like
Exons: 29
Coding region: 92-3553 (1153 amino acids)
Biological process (GO): autophagosome-lysosome fusion; polyamine transmembrane transport; intracellular calcium ion homeostasis
Cellular component (GO): late endosome membrane
Molecular function (GO): ATPase-coupled monoatomic cation transmembrane transporter activity; ATP binding; polyamine transmembrane transporter activity
Source: RefSeq, a predicted model, not a curated record
ACCGGACUGACUGAAGGAGGACCGGUGCGGUGGUUCUGUCCGGUAUGAGGGGAAAACAAGGCCAUGCGAAGGCUGUCUGCGAGACCUGAGGAUGGACAGGACGGGCAGCGUCCAGGAGCCCCAGGUCCAGCUCCCAUCAGCCCGUCCAUCGGACCCUCUGCUCCAUCCUGACUCACAUAUGGAUGUGAAGGGUUAUCAGUGGGUGCGUUGGCGGCUGUGGCUGUGUCGUCUGAUGGCGCCGCUAUCCUUGGGUCUCCUCCUCCUCGUCUUUCACUGGCGUCCACGUCUGUCCAUCCUGCUCCGCUGCUGCUCGUGUCCUCUGGCUCUGGCAGAUAUUCUGCUCAUCAGAGACAGUUUUGGUGAGCAGCAUGUGGUGGAGGUCCUCACAGAGGAGAUGGAUGAGGGCAGCUGGGAGAUGUUUGGAGAGAUGGAAGACACCGAAUGGAGAGACAAUGUGGAACUGUACAAGGAGAAGAAAACUCUCCUGCGCUACUACCUGUAUGAGGGGCUGCGCUACGUCUGGUUGGACAGGAAGGGAGCCUACUGUCCAGUCAGUGUCCUCAGUGAGGACUGGACCUGCAAGGACCUGCAUGGAUUCCAAAGGGGUCUGAGUCUGGAGGAGCAGGUCCUAAGGAGACGUAUCUAUGGUCCAAACCUUAUAGAUGUCCCAGUGAAGUCUUACAUGAGGCUUCUGUUUGAAGAGGUCUUGAAUCCAUUUUAUGUGUUCCAAGUGUGCAGCAUCAUCCUGUGGACCAUCGAUAAUUACUAUUAUUAUGCCUCAUGCAUACUGAUUAUCUCCAUCCUGUCCAUUAGUAUUUCACUCCAUGAGAUCCGUAAGCAAAGUACAACUCUUCGUAACAUGGCUCGGUUUGUCACAAAUGUCACAAUACGAACCAACUCAGGAGAGGAACAGUGUGUGAGUUCACUGGACCUGGUCCCAGGUGACUGUCUGAUCAUCCCCCAGGAAGGUCUGCUGCUGCCCUGCGACGCCGCACUGCUGGGGGGGGAGUGUCUGGUCAACGAAAGCAUGCUCACAGGUGAAAGUGUUCCAGUGCUUAAAACCAGUCUUCCAUCUGCUGACGGCAGGUUCAGCGCUGACUCUGAGCGCAGACACACCCUGUUCUGUGGUACCCAGCUCAUCCAGGCCAAAGGGGGGCGCUCUGACGGCACCGGCGCUGUGGCUGUGGUAACCAGCACCGGGUUUUUCACAGCCAAAGGUCGUCUGGUCAGCUCCAUUCUGUACCCUCAGCCCACAAACUUCCGCUUCUACCGAGACGCUGCAAAGUUCCUGCUCUUUCUGGCAGCAAUAGCUUUGGGUGGAACCGUCUACAGCGUAGUGCUCCUGGUCAGGUUCAAAGCCUCCUGGUUGGAGCUGGUGGUCCGCUCCUUGGACAUUGUGACCAUCGUGGUGCCCCCUGCCCUGCCUGCUGCCCUCACCACUGGGACCAUCUACGCCCAGAGGAGGCUGAAGAAGCUGGGGGUCUUCUGCAUCAGCCCACCACGAAUCAACAUCAGCGGAAAGGUUUCUGUCUUCUGCUUCGACAAGACUGGAACUCUGACAGAGGAGGGUCUGGAUGUGUGGGGGGUCAUGGAGGGCGGACCUGCUGGAUUUUCAGAGCUGGUUCCUGAUCCCAGACGGCUGAAUCCCGGACCCAUGCUUUCAGGUCUGGCCUGCUGCCACACAGUGGCGCUGCUGCGAGGUCAGCCUCUGGGAGACCCACUGGAGCUGAAGAUGUUCCAGUCCACUGGAUGGACUCUCCAGGAACCAGAGGCUGAUGGACUGGAUUCAGAGUUUGGAGAUCACCGAGUUUUGGCCAUUAUGAGACCUCCUCCUCAGUUGGAGCCGGGCGUCGGUGGUGCUGUGGCCAUCGUUGGACGCUUCCCCUUUAGCUCCACCCUACAGAGGAUGAGCGUGGUGACGGUGGCCCCUGGGGGACAGUCCGCUGCUGCGUUCGUUAAAGGUUCUCCAGAGAUGGUGGCCAGUCUGUGCAGACCAGAAACAGUGCCGGUCCACUUCUCCUCCACUCUGGGUCACUUCUCUGCUGACGGCCUCAGGGUUCUGGCUCUUGGAUAUAAACCACUGGAUGCCAACACUGACUUCAGGAGCGUUGAACGAGAGCUGCUGGAGACAGACCUGACGUUCCUGGGUUUACUGAUGAUGAAGAACCUGGUGAAGCCAGAGAGCGCCGAAGUCAUCAACAUGCUGAGACUGGCAAACCUACGCACCGUCAUGGUCACAGGCGAUAACAUCUUAACAGCUGUGAAUGUGGCCAAAAGCUGUGGGAUGGUGGGCUCUGAUGAGAAGGUGAUCUUUGUGAAAGCCACCCCCCACACCCCCCACUCCACCCCCACCCUCAGGUUCAGCCUGGGGGACGGAGGCUCUGCCCAGGACAACACAGAGGUCUUCACCCAGGGCCUGUACCAGGCUGGCUUUGGGUAUCACUUGGCUGUUAAUGGCAGGUCCUUCGCUGCCCUUUGUGACCACUUUCCAGAAUAUCUUCCAAAGGUUUUGAUGCGGACGACAGUGUUUGCACGUAUGGCACCAGAGCAGAAAACCCAACUGGUGAAGGAGCUGCAGAAGCUGAAUUACAGAGUGGGCAUGUGCGGGGACGGGGCCAAUGACUGUGGGGCUCUGCGGGCCGCAGAUGUGGGCGUGUCCCUGUCUGAGGCCGAGGCUUCGGUGGCUUCACCGUUUACCUCCAAGACUGAAAACAUCAGCUGUGUUCCACUGCUCAUCAGAGAAGGUCGCUGCUCUCUGGUCACCUCCUUCAGUCUCUUCAGGUACAUGGCCUUGUACAGCCUCAUCCAGUUCUGCUCCGUCCUCAUCCUCUACACUAUGCAGACCAACCUGUCGGACCUGCAGUUCCUGUUCUGUGACCUGGUCCUGGUCACCCUGUUGGCCAUAGUGAUGGGCAGGGGGGGCCCCAGCUCCGCCCUGCACCCGUCCAGACCCCCGGCCAGUCUGCUGGCUCUGCCGGUCCUGGGCAGCCUCUUCAUCCACACCUGUGUGAUUGUCACGGGCCAGGUGGUGGCGCUGCUGCUCACCACAUCCCAGGACUGGUAUGUCCCACUCAAUGCGACCAGACCUGGAGAGGACAACUGGCCCAACCCAGAGGACUCCAGUGUGUUUGCCUUGUCUGGGUUCCAGUACAUCAUCAUGGCUGUAGUGGUCACUAAGGGUCACCCUCAUAAGGAGCCUCUGUACCGGAACGGCCUCUUCCUGCUCCUGCUCCUCCUGCUCUUCUCCGUCAUGGCCUGGUUGGUCUUGGAUCCUCUUCCUGCCGUCUCUUCUGUUCUUCAGCUCUUCACCGUCAGUGACAUGAACUUCAGACUGCUGCUGGUCGCCGUGGCGGCGCUCAACUUCAUGAUCAGUUUCAUGGCAGAGGUCUUAAUCGACCUGGGCGUCCUGGACUGUCUGCGUCUGCUGCGGGGGAGGCGACCUUCAAAGAAGCGUUACAAACAGCUGGACGGCGUCCUGUCCGACACGCCGUCAUGGCCGCCGCUGAACAGAACCCUGUCCCCUUCAGAGAGCUCCGUCAUCUACCUGAGCUAACGGCGCCUCACCUGCACAUGGACCAGACACAGGUGUAUGAUAGUAUGAAUAAAAACUAUUUUUUACAGGC